This is a messenger RNA of Rhea pennata, 3195 nucleotides long. It is a transcript of the gene ZDHHC3, whose product is annotated as zinc finger DHHC-type palmitoyltransferase 3. Bases 398 to 1297 code for a protein of 299 amino acids. Gene Ontology annotation, molecular function: palmitoyltransferase activity. Lineage: Eukaryota; Metazoa; Chordata; Aves; Rheiformes; Rheidae. The record is from RefSeq and is a predicted model, not a curated record. The transcript is spliced from 7 exons.
CGUUGGGGCGCCUCGCCUGCCAUCGUCCCGCUGUGGCGAGUUGUGCGCGUCUGGUAGCGGCGGGGGCUCUGCGCUGCCCCGUCUCCCUCCCCCCUACCCCGCUUGUCUACAGGCAAGGUCGGGAGUGCAGUCGUUAUUUUUCCCUCGAGGGCUUUUCAUGGGGGAUAGGCAAUGGGGCACGUUUCUGCCGGCUGUGGGCGGCUGGCUCGUUGGGGUGCACUGAGCGCCAGCCCCGCCUGGGCAAUCACGGGCACUGCUCCGGACACGGUGCCUGCGGAGCACCCAGUGCGCCGAAAAAUUUCGCGUCCGAGAAGCUCAAACUCAUCAUAAACCGAGGGGGUUCUUCAUCGUUCUCUGCCUGCCCUUUGCUAAGAUGCAAGUAUGGACAUUAUAGCCUAUGAUGAUUACUCCAGUCUACCGCUCCAGAGAUAUUGAAAGGAAACCUGAAUACCUCCAGCCAGAGAAGUGUGUUCCACCUCCUAGCCGCAGUUCCCUGGGAACGAUGUGGUUUAUUCGAGAUGGCUGUGGUAUUGCGUGUGCUGUUGUUACCUGGAUGCUGGUGUUCUAUGCCGACUUUGUAGUCCUUCUUGUCAUGUUAGUUCCAUCAAGAGAUUAUGUGUAUAGUGUGAUCAAUGGCACACUGUUCAACACCUUGGCUUUCCUCGCUUUGGCUUCACAUUUUCGUGCUAUGCUGACAGAUCCAGGUGCUGUACCCAAAGGUAAUGCCACAAAGGAGUUCAUUGAGAGUUUACAGUUAAAGCCAGGGCAGGUGGUUUAUAAGUGCCCAAAAUGCUGUAGCAUCAAGCCGGACAGAGCACAUCACUGCAGUGUUUGCAAGAGGUGUAUUCGGAAAAUGGACCAUCACUGCCCGUGGGUCAAUAACUGUGUAGGAGAGAAUAACCAGAAGUACUUUGUACUGUUUACAAUGUAUAUAGCACUGAUUUCCCUGCAUGCUCUAAUCAUGGUGGGAUUUCACUUCUUGUAUUGCUUUGAAGAAGACUGGACAAAAUGCAGCUCAUUCUCUCCACCAACUACAGUGAUUCUUCUUAUCCUCUUAUGUUUUGAGGCUCUCCUAUUCCUCAUCUUCACCUCAGUAAUGUUUGGGACUCAAGUACACUCCAUCUGCACUGAUGAAACGGGAAUAGAACAGUUGAAAAAGGAAGAGAGAAGAUGGGCUAAAAAAACAAAAUGGAUGAACAUGAAAGCAGUAUUUGGCCAUCCGUUCUCUAUAGCAUGGCUUAGCCCAUUCGCAACACCAGACCAAGGAAAAGCAGACCCGUACCAGUAUGUGGUCUGAGGAAUUCUUGACCAGCAUUUCCACUAAAAUAGAAAUAUAUUACAGCACUACUGUUAUAAAUUUUCCAUGAAUGUUUAAAACAUAAAGCAAAACAAACUUUUUUUUUUUAUGUCUGUUAAAUGGCUGAUAAUUGCAGAGAGAAAAAAAAGCCCUGUAUUCCACAACUUUAGAUAAUUCUGUAUCUCUGGCUGAAACUGCUGCUGCUUCUUUUGCUUUCCUUUGCUUUUUUUUUUCUUUCUCUUUUUUCUUUUUUUCUCUCUCUCUUUUUUUUUAACUUGUUAACUUUUACUGGCCUUUGUUUUUAUCUGCUUUCUGUAUGGCAUAACUAAUGUGAAGGGGAUCCUCUUUCUCUGCUGUGACCCACCUCUUCAGAGUCUGUUCUCAUGUUGUCUCCUAAUGGUGAGGAGCUCCGUGGAAGACAAAUGAGUGCCAAGUCCUACACAGACACCUUUGGACUUCCUGAAGGAGCACGUUGCUCUUUCAUAAAUGAACUUGAACUGAGAAAUGGACACUUCACUGACCGAAAGGUGCAAGACAAGAGUGCGACACAGCAGGAGAGCCAAUUGACCUGGUGAUCACGUACAGUUAAAGUAUUUAAAACAAAUGUUGCCAACACCACUUUUUCCAUCCACUCCCCCACCCCACCCUGGCGUUUUUCCUUCCACCCUUUCCUUCCAGCCACAGAACUGAUUUCAUAUUUAUGGCAUUAUUUUGUCUGUUCCCUCCCUUGUGUGCAGAAAAUUGUUGCCCUCCUUGGGUAACUGUGGCAAAUUUAGAAGACCUUCUGGAUUUUAAAUGCCUUACACUUACAGGAAAAAAAAAGAAAUCUAGUUUUCAAGUGUUUAGGAUAGCAGGAAUGUCUGUUUUGUGUGUUUGUCUUGGUAAAUGAGUUGUUAGAGCAAUGCCUGAUGAUAAUUCUUAAUGUGAAAAACUGAUAUGAGUGACCAGAGGCAGACAGAAUGAAAUAAAAUCUAAUAUUGAUGGGGUGGGUAGGUAUACCAGAGUGAGGGACUCUAUUCCUAGCAGUGCCCUGGUUUAGAGCUUUGUAAAUCUUUUCUCUUCUUUAUGCAUACAUGUGUUAUGUGUAUAAAUACACACAUACAUGUAUGAACUCUGAAUUGGGAAAUAUUGAUGGUAUGGAGCAUGUGUGCUGUCACGAACUGUGUGGAUAAUACGGUGUGCGCUGUUGAAAGCGGGAGGGACAGAAGGCAUUCCAAAAACCAGUACAGUUUAACCAGUCAUGACUACAGCUGAUAUCUUGUGUUCAGGCAGGAAUUUUGUUCUGUUUUUGCAUCAUGACUCCCGUGGGCUCACCAAAUGGUCGUAAACAAAGGGAAAAUAUAAAUCCACUGUGUCCACGAGUCCCAAGGAAUCUUUUAUUUCCUUGGUUUAAGAUAAAAUCUUAUUUUUGGAAAAUGACCUGUUUAGACUUACUCAAAGCCAUGGGGGAAGGGAGGCAAAUCGGGGAAGGAGAAAUUAAUGGAUGUCUCACUUUGGAAGUAAUGUGAAUGCUGCAUCUUUUCAAUCUGUCAAUGCUUCCAUAUGGAAAACAAAUGCAAUAAAACUUUUCCAAAAAAAAUGUUUUGCUGUUCUUAUUUUCUUCCUUUAAACAUUGGCAAAAUGUGUAGUGGUGCUCUGAACUUUCAUUUUCAUAUGCAAGCUGGCAGAAGCAUAUGAAGGUGAACUAGCUUAGUGCUCAACUUUUAAGUUUAAAAAUGGUUAAUCAGUAAUGUACUGAUCUGUUAAUCAGCAAUGUUACUUCACCUCUGGGAAGAGGCUGCAGUAAUCGCAUCAGCUGUGUAAAUGUGUCUGCCACAGCCAAUAUUCUCCUGCUUGCUCUGGGUUAGAUUUGCAAGAGUGUUGUCGCCUCUCUGCUCUAGCACUGUACUUAGAUUCAC